AUGAUUCACUUACCAAAGAUAAGCCAAGAGAAUACUUUGUUUGAUUGUAGAGAACUGAAGUCUCAAUAAUCUGAGAAUGUUAUAUUUGAUAAAACAACGAAAAGUUUUGUUCUAAAAGUUGGACCUUCUAAUUUAUUCACCUAUCAUAAUUCCAAUGAAGUUUAAAUUAAAGGUUCUAAAAUAUACAUUCAAAUGUAUUUGAUUGAAAAACUAAAAUUUAUACUUGAACUUUCCAAUAAAUAAGAAUAUUUCAAAAUAGUAGUCAGUCCCAAUCUACAACAAGCCUAUAGCAAAAAGUUAGAUGAAGUCAAGAUCUCAAGUGCUUUUAUACUAACCAAUAAAUGGAUCAGUCUUUCGUUUGAUAUUGAAAGCUUCUUUAAAGACACCGAACUUUAAUUCAGAAUGCUGAGCAUUCAUUCUCUUUGUAGAUUAAAGAAGAUCUAUGAGGGUACUUAGACUAAUAAUAUUAAUGAUGGACAUUGCUUAAUUUAGAAGAUUUGUGAGAAGCGAAUAUUAGAACUAUUGCCAAACAGCACAAGAGCAUAAUCAGAAAAGACAGAAUUAAGAAAAAAUCAAUUUGGUUCUUCAUAACAAAGACGCCUAUCUACAAUAUCAAAUUCUCAAGAAAAAAUAGUAUAAACAGAAUCGGAUAGUAAAAAAAACUAGAGCAAGUAAAAAUACUCAAACCCUUAAGAAUUAUAAAAAAAUUCGCAUUCAGGACUAAAAACUAAGUCAUAAACUUAAGCUUUAAAUUAAAAUCCAAAAAGAGCACAGCUAUCACACUAGAAAUAAUCUUCAAAUUAAAAAAAUCAAUUCCAAACUAAAAGUUUAUCAUAAUAACAACCAUUACAAUCAUUACAAAUUCAAAAUUAGGCUUUAAAUCAAAACUAAGCCUUAAAUUCAAAAGGAUAAUUAUCUUAGAUUUCAUCAAAUAGAUCUAAAAAGUUAUCAUAAAUUGGUGGAAAUCUAACUAAGUAGCUCUCUUAGGAGUGUUUGCUAGAGAAAACAAUUAAAUUGGCAACUGGCUUAUAAGUGAUAGAAGAAGUUAAUAUGAAUAAACCUCCUGUUUAUGCAAAAUCUAACUCAAACAAAUUUACAGCAUAAACUUAGUUAUAAAAGAAAGCAGUAUAGAGUUUUCUUCGACAUACUCAAGAAUUCUAAAAUGGCAGCCAUUUUUCUCAUGAGCAGUUCGAUGAUAGCAAGACUGAUAACGAAUUCGGUUAUAAAUACUCCUAAGUCAGUCAAGGAGUUAAAGAUUUGUAUUAUGAAGGUGAUAAUUCAGAAUAUCAAACAAAAUACGGAAAGUUUUCAAGCACAUUUACUAGACCCCUUGGAUUGUCAUCUUAUAACCAUCGAUUAUCUUCAUAAUAAUCUUAGAAUUAAUAAUAAGGAAGCACGAAUGAGCAAUUUUAUUUAAGCAGUCAACAGCUUGAGUAAAAUUUUAGUCCAAAUUAAACAGCCAAUGAAAUAGAAGAGUAAAUUGAUGCUCCUGAAAUUAAAAGUAAGAUAACUGAUGAUAGUUUUAAUUCUAUAAAUGGAUUAUAAAUAAAGCAAGAAGAUAGUUCAGAAGAUUUGGCAGUUUCUAAAUUCGAAUGA
This is a messenger RNA of Paramecium tetraurelia, 1596 nucleotides long. RefSeq lists its product as uncharacterized. The record is from RefSeq and is a predicted model, not a curated record. Lineage: Eukaryota; Ciliophora; Oligohymenophorea; Peniculida; Parameciidae. The transcript has 5 exons.